AUGGGCUGUUGUGGUUGUUUUGGAUUCUCAUUCGCAAGAAAACCCCAAAAGGAUGAUGAUGAUGAGGUGCAAAGUCCUGCCAAACGUUCUGAACGGAUCCUCAUGUACAGAACUCAAAAUGGAUUGAUUUGCAGGGAAUUUCCUGUCAAGGAAACCCACAAAGUCAUUCGCUCAGAGGAUGAGAACGGGAACAAGAUGGUUAAUGAGUAUGUACGGGAGUGGAAGAUUGGUUCUGGUAGUUAUGGAAAAGUGGUUCUUUACCGAAGCCAUGUUGAUGGAAAGCAUUAUGCAAUUAAGGCCUUUCACAAGUCUCAUUUGUCAAAAUUGCGGGUUGCACCUUCAGAGACUGCUAUGACCGAUGUUCUUCGUGAGGUUUUAAUCAUGAAGAUGUUGGAUCACCCCAAUAUAGUUAAUCUCAUCGAGGUGAUUGACGACCCAACCACAGAUCAUUUCUACAUGGUUCUUGAAUAUGUGGAAGGCAAAUGGGUUUGUGAGGGUUCUGGUCCACCAGGUGGCCUGGGAGAAAAUACCGCACGAAAGUACUUGCGGAAUAUAGUCUCUGGCUUGAUGUAUCUCCAUGCUCAUAAUAUAGUGCAUGGGGACAUUAAACCUGAUAACCUUUUGGUUACUAGUACUGGCGUAGUGAAGAUUGGUGAUUUCAGCGUCAGCCAGGUUUUUGAGGAUGAUAAUGAUGAGCUUCGCCGCUCUCCGGGGACCCCUGUUUUUACUGCACCUGAGUGCUGUUUAGGCUUAACCUAUCGUGGCAAAGCUGCUGACACGUGGGCAGUUGGAGUUACCUUGUACUGUCUGGUGUUUGGACAAUACCCCUUUCUUGGAGACACACUGCAGGAUACAUAUGACAAGAUUGUUAAUAAUCCUUUGUCUCUCCCUGAUGGUAUGAACCCCUUACUGAAGAAUGUGCUUGAGGGGCUUCUCUGCAAAGACCCAAUACACAGGAUGACUCUUGAGGCUGUUGCAGAGCAUGCGUGGGUCAUUGGAGAAGAUGGACCUAUUCCGCACUAUCUGUGUUGGUGCAAACGUAACCGGUUGCAGAUGGUAGGAUCUGAUGAGAGCCAAGCCGAUACUCUUAUUUAA
Ilex paraguariensis (yerba mate) is the source of this 1095-nucleotide messenger RNA. The record is from the annotation of a GenBank genome assembly. Lineage: Eukaryota; Viridiplantae; Streptophyta; Magnoliopsida; Aquifoliales; Aquifoliaceae.